AUGGCACCCGUUGCUAACACUCCCCCAAUUGACUAUCCAUCCAACCAGUCCAAAAUUCCUCAAGCCGUCAAUCCCGAUCGCAAAACCAUCUCUCCGGAGGAAUAUGACCAGAAAUGUAUUCAAAGGAAGAUGGAGACGUUGCGACUUAACCCGCCCCGAGUCCCUACUGAUGCUCUCAUUCCUCAGUGGGUCUUGGAUGGAACAACUUAUCCUGACUUGAAGGAGGCCUUUGGUAAGGACAAAGUUAAUCGAAGGACUGUCCGGGAGAAGCUUUUACAGGAGGUGAAAGCCGGGAAGCAGAAGGCAGUAGAAGAGCCGUCAAACGAUUCUGCUGGACUGCCACCACCAUCCGAUGCAGCAGUCAUGGCCUCUCCCAAGUUUUCACGCCGACCUGAGGAAACAUCGCCUCCUGCUGGGGACAUCGCCUUGCUGAAGUCGUUCAACGAGACCCCUAAUGGAAGGAGAAUCAAACGUCACCAGCGUAAGGAUAGCGAUAAAUCUGCGCUUGAGGAGUACCUUCCUCGGGACAAGAGGGUCACGUUCAUUCCAUACGAGGAACCUCCUCCUGCCGCUUCUGGCUCGGACAAAAGAGUGCAGGAUAUCCCGGAAUUAUGGUCUAACUAG
This is a messenger RNA of Somion occarium, 624 nucleotides long. The record is from the annotation of a GenBank genome assembly. Lineage: Eukaryota; Fungi; Basidiomycota; Agaricomycetes; Polyporales; Cerrenaceae.